Molecule: messenger RNA, 1530 nt
Organism: Phyllotreta striolata
Lineage: Eukaryota; Metazoa; Arthropoda; Insecta; Coleoptera; Chrysomelidae
Source: the annotation of a GenBank genome assembly
AUGGUCAAAAAGCGGUACGAUAUCGGCAAAUUCGUGAGUUCCAUCGUGGGGAGAAAGGAGAACAUCGACGAUAAUGGUAAAGAAAUCGAGAAAAUCGAUGAUAAAAACGAUGAAGAAUUGAAAACCGAGAAAACCGAUGAUGGGUCGGAUCGACGAGGAGAUACUCUCUACUUGUACUUCACCGUCAUCACAGUCCUGUUGCUCAUCAUGGUAGGCAGCUGCGCGAUGACCUGGACAUCACCCGCUCUAAUCCACCUAAAAACCAACAACACCGACGCCAACCCUUUGGGCAGACCGAUCAAAACCAUCGAAAUCUCCAUGCUGCUGGGCAUCCCGAUGAUGGCCGGCCUGCUGGGCUCCUCCCUGCUGCCCGCCCUCUCCGACAUCCUCGGCAGACGGAGGAUCCUCUACGCCUGCGGCUUGUGCUUCCUCGCCAGCACCGUCGGCACCGCCUUCAGCACCAAAAUCUACCAGCUGGUGCUCUUCCAGAGCGUCACCUUCUGCGUGCAGGGCGCCACCUACGCCCUCAUCCCCAUGUACCUGGCGGAGAUCUGCGAGGACCACAAUCGCGCCAAAUUCGGCUGCAUUAUGACCCUAUUCCUACCGUUGGGACAGAUGCUCACCUACAUCGAUGGAUCGCUGUUGAACAUCAAGUACUUCACGCUGGUGAAUUCCCUCCCGUUGUUGCCGUUUCUCGCGUUUUUCUUGCUAGCGCCUGAGAGUCCGGUGUAUUCGAUGGCGAAAGGUCGCAGGGAGCAGUGCCUGCGGAGCCUGAGGCGAUUGAGGGGCAACAAAACCGAGGCGGAGAUACUGAAGGACUUGGAGAGAAUUAGCCAGAGCCUGGAGGCGCAGGAGGACAGGCAGCGCGAAUCGAAGUUGCUGACCAUUCUGUGCACGAAAGAGGGUCGGUUGGGUUUGGCGUUUGCGAUGUUGCCGAUGUUGUUCCAGUAUCUGUCAGGAGCGCCGAUUAUAGUGGUGUUGUUGGCUCCGAUUUUCGAGGAGACGAAAACGCUGUCGGGCAACACCAUAGCGAUCAUUGUGGGUUGCGUGAAAGUUAGUUGUUUCUUUUUUAUAUCCACGAUCGUCGAGCGUACCGGCAGGAAACCUCUGUUGGUGAUAUCCUGCGUGGGAGCCAGCAUGUCUCUACUGCUUCUAGCCGUUUAUUUCUAUUUGCUUUCGAUCGAUUCGCCUGCGAUACAACAACUGAAAUUCCUACCGUUGUUGGCUGUUGUACUAUUCAUAAUACUCUUCUCGGUAGGCUUGGGGUCUCUACCUUUGAGCAUCAUCAGCGAGUUGUUCCCGUCGAAUUUGAGGCCGAUAGCUGUCAGUAUCGUUACCACGACGACGGCUGCUAUUUCUGCUUUGUACAGCUUCAGUUAUCCGUUGUUGGCGGAGAGCAUCGGGACGCAUUGGUGCUUCUUCAUGUUCUCCUGCUGCAGCCUGACGGGCGCCUUUUUGAUCUACUUCGUCCUGCCCGAGACCAAGGGGAAGAGCGUCAUGGAGAUACAGAGGAUCUUGAAAGAGUAUUAG